This is a messenger RNA of Fraxinus pennsylvanica, 720 nucleotides long. The record is from the annotation of a GenBank genome assembly. NCBI's taxonomy places the organism in Eukaryota, Viridiplantae, Streptophyta, Magnoliopsida, Lamiales, Oleaceae.
AUGGCUUCGUCAAUCUCUCGAAUGCUUAACUCUAAAUUCUUGAAGCGAUCCUUUUCAUCAACCACCUUUUUCUUCACCACCCAAGAAUCCAAUUUCACUUCCUCACGUCAAUCAUACACAGUUCUAAGCCCCAAAUCCAUAUCACAGACACUUCUGAACCCGAAAAGUUUCCGAGAUCUUCCAAGAUUUUUGUCCACCUCGAAUAAUUCAUCAUCGUCAGAUGCCCAAAACCCUGAAAAAUCGAGCGAGUUUCCUAGUCAAGACCCGGAAUUGAAGCACCAGGAGAUCACUGGACCGACCGUGGAGCGCGAUUUAUCGACAUUAGCCAAUGAGACCCGAGAAGUUCUAGAAACAAUGAUGAAGACUGUUUAUAGUUUAAGCAAGGUUUUGGCUAGUUUGGGCCUUGUGCAGCUGUGUUUGGGAGCUUGGACGUCGUAUAUUAUGCGAAAUUCUCCUAUUCCCGAGGUUUCUUUACAGAGUUUUCUGGCGUUUGGGCUACCAUUUUCAUUGGCAUUCAUGAUGAGGCGCUCAUUGAAGCCGAUGUACUUCUUCAAGAAAAUGGAGGAGCAAGGCAGGCUGCAGAUUUUGACCCUUACACUUCAGGUUACCAAAAAUUUGAACACCUUUUUUGUUCGUGUUCGUGGGGUUACUUAUUUGUGUAUUGCUGGUGCUUCUCUUGGUAUGAUAUUUGUUGUACUGUCUAGAUAUGACGGUUUUUAG